ACGUCAUUAGAUCGCGCCUUCUCAUACAAAACACCAACACGCACAGCGUGGCUGUGGUACUGAGUGAUUGAAAAGUAGCGUUAACCUAAGCAAAAUGAAAGAUACACCAUUAUCAAACUGUGAGCGGCAAUUUCUUCUCAAGGCGAUAGAGGAGAGAAAGCGGCUGGACGGUAGAGAAACGUAUGACUACAGACACCUCAGGAUCACGUUUGGCAUGGACUAUGGCUUUUGCAUUGUUGAUCUUGGAAAAACAAAGGUCAUGUCGCAGGUGUCCUGUGAACUGGCUGCCCCUAAAGAAACUCGUCCCUCAGAGGGGAUCCUCUUCACCAAUGUGGAGCUGUCACCAAUGGCCUCACCUGCAUUUGAGCCUAACAGGCAAUCGGAGUUGUGUAAGUUGAAUAGACAACUGGAGCGCUGUUUGCGGACCUCGAAGUGCUUUGACAUGGAGUCACUGUGUGUCAUCUCAGGGGAAAAGGUAUGGAGGAUCAAUGUGGAUGUUCACGUGUUGAAUCAUGAUGGGAACCUAAUGGACGCAGUUAGCAUAGCAGCCAUCACUGCUCUCUCCCAUUUCAGACGGCCGGAGGUCAGCAUCCAGGGACGAGACGUCACUGUGCACACGGCUGAAGAGAGAGACCCUGUUCCACUGAGCAUUUAUCAUAUGCCUAUCAGUGUAAGCUUUGCCUUCUUCCAGCAAGGUUCCUAUUUGCUGGUGGAUCCAAAUGACCGUGAGGAGAGGGUGAUGGAGGGCCUGCUGGUCAUCGCCAUGAACAAACACAGAGAGAUCUGCUCCAUCCAGUCCAGCGGAGGCAUCAUGUUGCUCAAGGACCAGGUCCUGCGCUGCAGUAAGAUCGCCAGUGUGAAAGUGUCCGAGGUCACAGAGCUCAUCCAGAAAGCCCUGGAGAAUGACAAGAGAGCCAGGAAAGACAGAGGCAAGUUUGGAUUUGCCGAGUCCUUGCCUAAAGAGAGAAUCACUGCACUGAAAACAAAGGAAGCCCCCGUUGAAAUGACAGACGUCCAGGAGACAGCCAGCGAGAUCAUCAGCAACGCGGAGCCCCCCCUUAAAACCCAAGGGGUGCGUUCCCCCGUGGUGCAUGCAGUGGGGGUCGGGCAGGUAGGGGAAGGGGUGAGCAGCUCAUGGAGGCUUGAGGAGGAGGAGGAGGAGGAGGAUGAGGAGGAAGAGGAAGAAGGAGAAAUGGAAGAAAUGACAGAAAUGACAGAUAAAGAAACACAGAGGAAAGAUGAUGUUGUUGUCAUCUCAGAUAGCGAAGAGGAGGAUGUUGUUAUGUUGAAUCAGUAACCGAAGGUGCUGUGAUCAUAUCGUACCAGAAGAGGGCAGCAGUAUUUAAUAAGGAAGAAGAAGAAUUAUGAAACAUCAAUGUUGUGUUCAUUAAUGUCCAUACAUACUGUCUGUGAAUGGAUGCAGAUGAUGGCAAUGUUCAGUAAAUUUUACUUUUA
Messenger RNA from Clupea harengus (Atlantic herring), 1455 nucleotides. RefSeq names its product exosome component 9 (gene exosc9). Gene Ontology annotation, molecular function: mRNA 3'-UTR AU-rich region binding. NCBI's taxonomy places the organism in Eukaryota, Metazoa, Chordata, Actinopteri, Clupeiformes, Clupeidae. The record is from RefSeq and is a predicted model, not a curated record. Gene Ontology annotation, cellular component: cytoplasmic exosome (RNase complex); nuclear exosome (RNase complex). Gene Ontology annotation, biological process: U4 snRNA 3'-end processing; TRAMP-dependent tRNA surveillance pathway; U1 snRNA 3'-end processing.